UCCUCAGAAGAUGGCAUUAGCAAAAAAUAAGGAAGCAUUGUUUCUAGGACAGCCAGACUUCUGCUUCCACGCCCAAGAGCCCGGGGUCUGCCGAGGGUACUUUACCAGGUACUUCUACAACAAAGAGACAAAAUUGUGUGAGGCAUUCAAGUAUGGUGGGUGCCUAGGAAACCAGAACAACUUCAGGAGUUUGGAGGAGUGCCAGAAUACCUGCCAAGACAACUUUGUUACAGCAGAAGAGCAUCCCAGCACUGUGAACAGCAGUUCCCCAGCAGAAGCACCCAGCCAGUCUCCUGGGAUUUUUGUUAAUUCAUUGCCAGCUGCUCCAAAUGAGAAGUCCAACACCCUGAACAGCAGUUCCCCAAAGGAGGAGCCCAACCAGUUCCCUAUUUUUUUUGAACCUCCUGCUAUCCUUUCCUUGUGCACGACCCCCAUGGACAGAGGGCUUUGCAGAGCCAAAGAAUUGAGAUUUUUCUACAACUUCUCGACUGGAAGGUGUCGCCCCUUUAGCUACAGCGGUUGUGGUGGGAAUGAGAAUAAUUUCAUCUCCAGGAAGUCGUGUUUGAGGACCUGCAAGAAAGGUAUGGGAAGUGAUACUGCCCCCGGCUAUGGCUCAGAGGAUUCAAUAAUAAAAAAGGUGAAAGAAGACUAAUAAGAAUCAAGAAAAAAAGAAAGAAACAGCCAGUAAAGUCCCUGGGCAUGGAAAUCAUCCCUGAAGCAAUGCAACUUUGAUUUUUAUGGAAAUGUGAUGUAAACUGCUCUUCACUUGUGAAUGAAAACGUUCCGUGUACACCAUUAAAAUAUAUUUACCGAUUAUUUUGAUUAUGUAUUACUAAGCUGCUUAUAUUUUUUAUGUAUUCCUCAAUCAUGUUAAUAAACAUUACCUCUUACUUUGCUAAA
Messenger RNA from Haemorhous mexicanus (house finch), 900 nucleotides. RefSeq names its product tissue factor pathway inhibitor-like. Gene Ontology annotation, cellular component: extracellular region. Bases 11 to 652 code for a protein of 213 amino acids. The transcript is spliced from 6 exons. The record is from RefSeq and is a predicted model, not a curated record. Gene Ontology annotation, molecular function: serine-type endopeptidase inhibitor activity. Gene Ontology annotation, biological process: negative regulation of peptidase activity. Lineage: Eukaryota; Metazoa; Chordata; Aves; Passeriformes; Fringillidae.